Molecule: messenger RNA, 2331 nt
Organism: Closterium sp. Naga37s-1
Lineage: Eukaryota; Viridiplantae; Streptophyta; Zygnematophyceae; Desmidiales; Closteriaceae
Source: the annotation of a GenBank genome assembly
AUGGGGGACGAGUAUCAUGAAUCCUCACUCACAACAGCAGGGGCCGCUGAAGGCGGAACGGCAAAGGAGAGCUUCGCGCUCACGGUGAAAAACAAUUUCGAGAGCCUCCAUCAGCUAGGCUUCGCUCCCAACGACGCUGCAGCGCUUGCUCUGAAGAUUGCCAUGGGGAAAGCGGAGCUCCUAGCAGCAAUCUCCAGGGCGCGUGCCAGCAGGGCAACGAGGGCCAGCAGUGCAGCCCAGGACAGCCGCCACGUGGCAGAGCUGAUACCCAAGGUGCUGUCGUCAGCAGACGCUGUGAGCCUGGUGUUCCUCGCCAUGCCAGAAGGGCUCUCCAAGGGCAACCUGCUGGGAAUUGACUCGGCGACUGUGAAGUUGUUCUACGAUGGAGUGGCGAAUCUGGGUGACGAGGUGGCAGCAGCAGUGGUGCGAGCCAGCGACAGACUUCUAAAUGAGCUCGCCCACACCAUGCCCUCCGCCCCCUCCUCCACUCUCGCCCACCACCUCCCCACCCCCCCGCCACCCUCCCGCCCUCCUGCCCUUGUCUCUCUCCCUGCACCUGCCACUGCUACCACCGCUGCGACAGCUGCCACGGCUGGGAGUGAGAGGGAUGAUGCCACUGCCACCACUGCUGCCACCACUGGCCCCACUGCUACCAAUGCCACAACUGCUAUGGACGUUGAUUCCCAACCUGCACUGCCAUUAACCGCCGCUGCUCCACCUUCCGAAAGCCUGGCCAGUGAAGCCCCCGCGAGUGCAGCAGCUGACGUGGACACAGGUGCAGGGGGGGCGGUGGGGGCAGGUGCAGGUGUAGCAACAGUAGCAGCAGCAGCAGUGGCUGCAGCAGCAGCAGCAGGGGCAACAGCAGGGGCAACAGCAGGGGCAACAGCAGGGGCAACAGCAGGGGCUGCAGCAGUGGUGGCAGGAGCAGCAGGGGCAGCAGCAGCAGCAGCAGGGGCGUCGGGCAGUGCGAAGAGGAAGGUGGAGUCGCUGGCAGCGGCAGCAGCGGAGGAGGGUGCAGGGCGAGAUGCGGAUGGGCCGUCGCCAGCUGUCAUGCGCUCCCUGCUCUUCCUUCUCGACAGCCCUUUCCUAAUGGAGCCCGAGAACCAUACGCUAUACCGCCGCCUGUGCGAGCUGCUGCUGGACCUGCCUCCACUCCCCCGCCAGCAGCUCAUCUGCACCCUCGCCAGCUACGAGCGGGCGCACCUACAGCAGGUGGUGGAGACGGCGCAGCACGUGAUCACCAUUCAGCUGUAUGAGGCCCACCGCCUCAUUGACACCGUCAAGCUCGCCACUCGCGUGCUCGGGAUAUUCUUCGCGGCGAACGAGAGGGGCCGUCAGCUCCCACACUCGGCGUUCUACAACGACGCCCUCAACAGUGACGAGUUUGUGGACUUGGAGCAGGACUACAGCAAGUGGAAGCACAGAGACAGGUAUCUUGACCCCUUCACCCUGUGCGAGCAUCCCUAUAUUCUCGAGGCAGCCAGCAAGGCGGCAGUGCUGCAGGUGGAGUCACGAGUGGAGAUGUCCCACCGCUUCCACGAUGCCUUGCUGGGCAUGGCGCUCAGGGGACUCACGGGCGCACACAUGGCGAACCCCUUCUGUGUGCUCAUUGUUCGGCGGGAUCACAUUUUGGAAGACGCUAUUCUGCAGGUGCAACAGCAUACAGGGGACUUGAAGAAACCACUCAAGGUGAAGUUUGUGGGAGAGGAGGGGGUGGACGAGGGCGGUGUGCAGAAGGAGUUCUUCCAGCUCAUCAUGCGCGACAUCGUUGACGCCAAGUUUGGCAUGUUCACAUACAACGAAACGACGCGCUCCUUCUGGUUCAGCGCAUCCCCCAUCGACAUGCCACUCGAGUUUGAGCUCGUAGGCACCGUGCUGGGGUUAGCCAUCUACAACGCGCACAUCCUCGAUAUAAGCUUCCCCCUUGUCGUCUACAAGAAGCUCCUGGGGAAGAAGACCUGCCUGGACGAUCUAGCCGGGGUGGACCCGGACCUGCAUCGAGGGCUCAAGGGGCUGCUGGCAUUCCAGGGCAACGUUGAGGAGGUGUACUCAUGGUGCUUCGAGGCGUCAUACACGGACGUCUUUGGCUCGCCCACCACAGUGCCGCUCAAGGACGGUGGCGAGAACCUUCCUGUCACCAACAGCAACCGAGAGGAGUUUGUGGAGCUGCUGGUGGACUUUCAUCUGAACAAGCUAGUGGAGCGCCAGUUCGGCCCCUUCUCCCGCGGCUUCCUGCGCCUGUGCGGCGGCCCCGUGCUGCGCCUCUUCCAACCGGACGAGCUCGAGUUGCUCAUCUGCGGCUCCCCCGUGUUCGACUUUGAAGAGCUGUGA